UUUGAAAGGAAAAUGGUCAAAUAAUAGGAGUGAAACUAUUCCAACCAAUUUAAGCAUUUAUUUUGUGUCCUUGUUACCAAACACCACCGCUCCGCUCAGAUCCCCACUAAAAUAAAACCACCACCAGUGACCACCGCCAAUUCCGAGUAACCGGACUUGCCAUUUCUACACCCACGGCCGUACACUUGCUCGGAAAAAAAAUGGCGAGGAACUACGUUAGAGAGAACGUGCAAUUGUCGAGAUUCGGCGUGCUGGUGGCGCAACUCGAAUCAAUCGUGGCUUCCGCCGCUCACAAGCCGCCGGACCCACUUCUCUGCUUCGACCUUCUAUCUGAUCUCAUCUCCGCCAUUCAAGAGGAGCCCAAGGACUCCAUUCUGCUGUGGCAAAGAAAAUGUGAGGAUACACUCUAUUCUUUACUGGUGCUUGGAGCUCGUAGGCCUGUGCGUCAUUUAGCAUCAGUUGCAAUGGCAAAACUUAUAUUGAAGGGUGAUGGGAUUUCGAUAUACUCUAGAGCAAGCAGCCUUCAGGGGUUCCUUUCUGAUGGCAAGAAGAGUGAGGCUCAGAAAGUUGCCGGUGCUGCUCAAUGUUUGGGAGAAUUGUAUCGAUAUUUUGGGAGACGAAUUGUUUCUGGAUUACUUGAAACAACUAAUAUUGUUGGGAAGCUACUCAAAUUUACUGAGGAUUUUGUGAGACAAGAGGCUUUGCACAUGCUUUGCAAUGCUUUGGAGGGUUCUGAAGGGAGUGCUGCUUCUGCAGCAUAUGUGGAGGCGUUCCGCAUAAUCAUGCGAACAGGAGUUGGAGAUAAAUCUUUGAGUGUCAGAAUAGCUGCUGCAAGAUGUCUGAAGGCAUUUGCAAAUAUUGGAGGGCCAGGCUUAGGGAUUGGAGAACUAGAGAGUUGCUUGUCUUAUUGUGUCAAGGUCCUUGAAGACCCAGUUAAAUCUGUGAGGGAUGCUUUUGCUGAAGCUUUAGGAGCAAUGCUGGCUCUUGGAAUGAAUCCUGAGGCACAGGUCCAACCAAAGGGAAAAGGUCAUGCUACUCCUAAGAAGCUAGAAGGGGGUCUGCAGAAGCACUUUGCUAACCCAUUUACAAAAGUUGGCGGACCUCGUUUGAAGGACAGGAGGGUUGGCAUCUCCUUGUCAUGGGUCUGCUUUUUACAGGCUAUGUGUUUAAAGUAUCUCCAUCCAGAUAUCGAACUGCAAAACUACGCUUUACAAGUUAUGGACAUGCUUCGGUCAGAUACAUUGGUUGAUGCUCAAGCACUGGCCUGUGUACUAUAUAUCUUGCGAGUUGGUAUAACUGAUCAAAUGAGUGAACCAACUCAGAGAGGCUUUUCGGUUUUUCUUGCGAAGCAGCUUGUAUCUUCUGAUUCCACCCCUUCCAUGCAAGUAGCUGCUUUACGAACUCUUUCAUAUGUUUUGAGAACACUUGGAGAGGUUCCACUUGAAUUCAAGGAAGUCGUUGAUGACACAGUUGUUGCGGCACUUUCUCAUCAUUCGCCACUAGUAAGAGUUGAAGCCGCCUUGACACUUCGUGCAUUGGGUGAGAUUGAUCCCUCCCGUGUUGGUGGCCUGAUUUCUUAUGCAGUCACAAUGCUUAGUGCUGCAAAAGAAAAUGUUUCAUUUGAGAAGGGAUCUAAUUUUAAAAGAGAGCUUGAAUCUCUACAUGGGCAAGCAGCAGUUUUGGCUUCACUAGUUUCUAUAUCACGGAAGUUACCUCUUGGAUAUCCAACCAGAUUGCCCAAAUCUAUGCUUGAUGUUUGCAAGAACCUGUUGACGGAAUAUAGCAGGAACACCGCAGCAGCUGCUGUAGAAAAAGAAGCUGGAUGGAACCUUCUGUCUUCACUGUUGACUUCUGUGUCAAAGGAGGAGCUCAACGACCAAGUUUUUGAUAUUCUUGCUUUAUGGGCUUCCACAUUUAGUGGGCAUCCGAAACACCAUAUAGAUCAAGCACAAGAUCUCACAUCAGAAAUAUGCGUAUGGUCUGCUGCCAUUGAUGCGCUUACUUCAUAUGUAAAAUGUUUUGUUUCUUCUGACUCGGUGAACAGAGGAAUCUUGCUGCAGCCAGUUCUUUUUUACCUGAACAGGGCUCUGUCCUAUAUAUCACAACUAGCAGGCAAAGAACAAGCUGGAGUAAAGUCUUCAAAGGACUUAUUUGUCAUCCGGGUGUUGUUAGCAUAUGAAGCGCUUUCAGACCCAUCAUUGUACAAAAGUGACCAUGCGCUGAUUAUUCAGAUAUGCAGUACUCCUUUUAGGGAAGCUUCCAGAUGUGAAGAAAGCUCUUGUCUAAGGAUGUUGUUAGACAAGAGAGAUGCCUGGUUAGGUCCUUGGAUUCCUGGAAGGGAUUGGUUUGAAGAUGAACUUCGCUCUUUUCAAGGGGGAACCGAUGGUGUGUUGACAUGUGUAUGGGAAAAUGAGCCUCCUAGUUUUCCUCAGCCUGAAACUAUAAGCAAGAUGCUGGUAAAUCAGAUGCUCCUCUUCUUUGGAACUAUGUUUGCUUCUCAGGAUAGUCGUGGGAUGCUUUCAUUUCUUGGCAUGACUGAUCAGUGUCUAAAAGCUGGAAAAAAACAAGCUUGGCAUGCAGCCAGUGUUACCAAUAUAUGUGUGGGGUUACUAGCCGGGCUGAAGACUUUACUUGCUCAACGUCCUGAACGCCUGGGAAUGGAGAUACUAAGUGCUGCUCAGGCAAUUUUCCAGAGUAUUUUGGCUGAAGGAGACAUUUGUGCAUCACAACGUAGAGCAUCAUCAGAAGGGCUUGGUUUAUUAGCAAGGCUGGGAAAUGAUACAUUUACAGCCAGAUUGACAAAACAAUUUCUUGGUGAUGUAACUGGCGCUACAGAUUCCAACUAUGCUGGAUCAAUUGCUCUUGCUCUUGGCUGCAUUCAUUGCAGUGCAGGAGGAAUGGCGUUGUCAAGCUUAGUUCCUAAUACAGUAAAUGCUGUAUCUUCGCUUGCUAAAAGUUCGAUAUCGAAUUUACAGAUUUGGUCCUUGCAUGGACUUCUUUUGACCAUUGAAGCGGCAGGCUUGUCUUAUGUAUCUCAAGUUCAGGCAACACUUGGACUGGUAAUGGAAAUCAUCAUGUCAGAAGAGAGUGGUUUGGUUGACAUGCAGCAGGCAGUGGGCCGCCUUAUUAAUGCUAUUGUUGCUAUUAUAGGUCCUGAACUUUCCCCUGGGAGCAUUUUUUUCUCGCGCUGCAAGUCGGCUGUUGCAGAGAUCAGCUCGUGCCAAGAAACAGCAACCCUUCUCGAGAGUGCGCGCUUUACACAACAGCUUGUUCUUUUUGCACCACAAGCAGUUACUGUGCAUUCUCAUGUGCUAACUCUCCUCCCCACUCUUUUCUCAAGACAGCCGAGUCUGAGGCAUCUUGCUCUGUCCACUUUGCGACACCUUAUAGAAAAAGAUCCGGUUCCCAUUAUUGAUGAAGAAAUAGAAGAAACCUUGUUCCACAUGUUGGAUGAGGAAACUGAUACAGAGAUUGGCAAUUUAGCACGAACCACGAUUGUGAGAUUGCUUUAUGCAUCAUGCCCUUCACAUCCAUCCCAUUGGCUGUCGAUAUGCCGCAAUAUGAUUCUUUCUACAUCAUCAAGACUUAAUGCAAGCAAGAGUAAUAAUAUUGUGAGUGAUUCUUCAAAUGGUCUGGAUGGUGAAAAAAGAUUGGAUAUUGAGGAAGAUGAUGAGAAUAUGGUCUCUAGCUCCAAAAGUUCGGCAAUCCGCAGUCAUACGCUUGACUACUCCAGUCCUAACAUUUCAAGGGAUAAGCACCUUAGAUAUCGAACAAGAGUUUUUGCUGCUGAGUGCUUGAAGCAUCUUCCUGAAGCUGUUGGGGACAGUCUUGCUCACUUUGACCUCUCAUUGGCAAGGGAACGACCUGCUAAGGGGCAUCUUUCUGGAGACUGGCUGGUUCUUCAAUUGCAAGAGCUUAUUUCUCUUGCUUAUCAGAUAAGCACCAUUCAGUUUGAAAAAAUGCAGCCAAUUGGUGUUUCACUUCUAUGUACUAUUAUGGACAAGUUUGCAGCAAUUCCGGAUCCCGAGCUUCCUGAUCACCUCCUUCUGGAACAGUAUCAGGCCCAACUGGUGUCCGCUGUCCGAAGUGCAUUGGACUCAUUUUCAGGCCCAAUUUUGCUGGAAGCAGGCCUGCAGCUAGCCACUAAAAUGCUGACUAGUGGGAUCAUCAGUCGAGAUCAAGCUGCAGUCAAGAGAAUAUUUUCAUUGAUUUCACGUCCACUAGAUGACUUCAAUGGCCUUUACUAUCCAUCAUAUGCCGAAUGGGUCUCAUGCAAGAUCAAAGUUAGGCUUCUCACUGUUCAUGCUUCUCUCAAGUGUUAUAUAUUUGCUAUCUUAAGGCGGGAAAGUGAUGAUAUUCCUGAUGAGUAUCAGGCUCUACUGCCAUUGUUUGCUAAGAGUUCAAGAAUUCUGGGGACGUAUUGGAUCUCAUUUCUGAAGGACUACAGCAUUCUUCGAUUCCACCAACAUUUGGGAAAUUGGAAACCAUUUCUUGAUGGAAUUCAAUCAUCGGUAAUUUCAGUUGAAUUGCAGCCAUGUCUAGAAGAAGCUUGGCCUGUGAUUCUGCAAGCACUUGUGUUGGAUGCAGUACCUAAUAAUUCUGAUGUAAAUGAAUCUUCUCCAACAGACAGAUCAAAAAAUAUUCCUACUUCUGGAUACAGCAUGGUGGAGUUGCGAUUAGAUGAUUUUCAGUUCCUAUGGGGUUUUUUCCUUCUGGUACUAUUUCAGGAGCAAGAUAUUGCUCUCAGUGAACAUAUUAUACCAGUGUGUUGCAUCAAAUCCAAGUUCAGUAACGAAAUUCCAGUUGACGAUUUGAAUUCCUCAUCUUUUAAGUUAUACAACAUUUUCUUCCCCGUGUUUCAAUUUAUGUCCACCAAAAGAUUCUUCACUUCUGGAUUUCUUACUUUGGAUGCCUGCAGAGAACUACUGCAGGUCUUUUCAUACUUAAUUUUCAGAGAAGAUACAUGGGAUUAUCUUGCAGUCUAUUUUCUAUCCCAGGUUGUUCAGAACUGUCCAAAUGAUUUCCUCGAGGUGGAGAAGUUUGCAUAUUUGACAACGGAACUGUGUUUGACUUCUCUUUUCAAACUUCUAUCAAGUGGCAGCGUGAAUUCUCAACAUCCUUCAGGCGGGGAAAAGAUUAUUUCCGUGGCACUUACCGCUGCUUCAACACUGUUGCAACGCUUUGAAUCUCAGAUGCAGCUAAAGUUCUCGUUGCCUUUUCUGUUGAUUGGUUACAAGUACGUUGGAGAAGCAUCAACUGAGAUAUCCCUUUCAGAAAUAAAUGUCUUUGUUCAAUCUAUUGCUUCUUUGUUAGAGAGACUUGGAAAUGUUGGACUUGGAGCUGAUGGCGCUACCCAAUUGGUAUCAACAACCAGAGCUUGCCUAAAUGCAACAACUAGUCUGACUAAUGAUUGCGUCCAGGCAAUUCAUCAACUGAGUGAUAAGAAGUCCAACUUGCUCAAGAUACUGCUCCUAAAACUUGCCUACUCUAUUGAACAACUCUUUUCAUAUGCUACUCUAGCUUUUGCAUUUGAAGGUCCUGGAGAGAGCCAAGAAAGUAAUCCCGUUUUAUAUAAAGUGUUGCAUCUUAGCAUUCAGUGUAUCCAAGCUGUGCUUACUGAUUCCAACCUACAGAUUCAAGCAGUUGCCUUGCAAGUUCUGAAAGUCAGGCUACAAAAAGGAAUUGGUACAGAAUCUCUUCCGUUCUUAAUUUUUUAUGUUGGGGAGCUUGUUGAAGAUUUGUUCAUGAUAGUCCAGAAUAAUUUAGAGAACCCCAUUAGCAGAGAAGCAGUUGCUAUUAUUGGGGAAUGUCUAAAAAUUUUGAUGCUUCUGCUAACAUUGUCGAAAGGAAAUGAUCAUCAGAAGGGGCUAAUACAUCUGCUUUUGGAAGCUAUUCUCAUGAUUUUUUUGAUGUCUGAUGGUUCUCUUUCUCAAGCAGCUAACGAUUUACAAAGCAUUGCUGUAAAGUUUGUUUCUCAACUUGUUCAAAUUCCUAGCGCAGCAGCUUCUGUCAAGGAUAUUCUAUUAGCCAUGCCAGCUACACAAAGACAGCAGCUUCAGGACAUAAUCCGCGCUUCAGUAGUUCAAGACAAGAACCCAAAACUAAUGUCAUCCUCUGGACCAGCCUUAGUGAUAAAGUUACCUUCGCAGACAGACGAGAUCCGAGAGAAAAAUACCCUUCCAUUAGAACCUCCAAACAAGCCUAACAACACUAUUGAAGAAGAAGAAGAAGACGAAGAAGAAGAAGAGGAGGAAGAUGAUUGGGACACUUUCCAGUCUUUUCCAGCCUCGGGAAACGAAACUGCCCCACCUCCAGAUAAUAGUAGCUGUGACAAUAAUGACAAAGAACACUCUUCUUCCCCACCUCUUAGCAAUAAGGGAAGUACAAGGAUUGAAAGCCACGAGCUCGGUGAAGGUGCUCACAUGGUUUCAGGCCUUGAAGAGGACGAGUUAUUUUCCGAUACUCAGUCAGAUCAGUUUGCGAAAGAAGAACACAUUGAACCUUUCGACAACUAUUUAAAGCAAAAAGAGAUGGUAUCAAACGAUGAGAAUAACGAGUCUCUGUCAGAUGUUCAACAUUUACCCAGCACAGAAGUAGAUAAUGGCCAAUCAUCUGAUGCGAAUGACACUGGAACUUCUGAUGACUUUGAGCAAAGGUUAGAAGUUUCUGCCGAGUAUGCCGAGUCACCUAAAGAGCAGCACAAUAGUGAAGGUACAGAUAUUAUUAACCAUGGCAAUAUCUUAGAAGACAAUGAAAAAGAAAGGCCUUUGGUGUCAACAAAUGAUGCUGAAGUGACCUCCAUCAGCGAGGAUUCUGAUUUGGGAAGAACUGGCAAUAGACCCGAGCAAUCCAGUUUGUCCAGUACAGUUGAUUUAGAAAACGAGAAAAAAAAUAUUCCAGGCAAUGCCAAUACUGAUGAAUUAGAAGAUGAUAACAAAAAGUCGCCCGACAAUUAGUAUACAUAAUCAGUACCAGAUUUUUCUGAAAUCACAAGUUUGGUUGUGGCUAAUGGCAUAAUGAUGUGGUAAGUUUGUAUGGUUAAUAUACUGGUGAUAGUGAACUGACUCUAUGAUAUCGAAAAAAGUUCAGAUGUUCAGAAUUUGGAGUGCAUUUUUUCUAGCUUUUCUCUUAUUCUGCUAGAGGGAGGAGGUACUCUUUUAAGGGAGGAAGUAAUGGCCUUAGAUGCUCUGUAUUUUCCCCGACUCGUUUUUUGGCUGAUGGUAGUGCAAUUUGUGACUGGUAUUUGCAAGAUAAUUUGUGAGGUGAAUUGUCUAUGCUAGAAAUUUGCGUCAUAUGUAUAAAUUAUCGAGCUUGGUUGAAAAGUUCUCCUGAAUGGCUCGUUUUUUUUCUUCUUUUUUAGUUGAGUGUGGAAUCACAAUUGUGUAUCUAUUUGGUAUUUAUGCAUGUAGACAGGUCGUCAUAUGUAUAAAUUAUCGAGCUUGGUUGAAAAGUUCUCCUGAAUGGCUCGUUUUUUUUCUU
Molecule: messenger RNA, 7479 nt
Organism: Erythranthe guttata (spotted monkey flower)
Lineage: Eukaryota; Viridiplantae; Streptophyta; Magnoliopsida; Lamiales; Phrymaceae
Gene: SWEETIE
Product: HEAT repeat-containing protein
Biological process (GO): carbohydrate metabolic process
Source: RefSeq, a predicted model, not a curated record